Suricata suricatta (meerkat) is the source of this 2926-nucleotide messenger RNA. RefSeq names its product transient receptor potential cation channel subfamily V member 2 (gene TRPV2). Gene Ontology annotation, biological process: calcium ion import across plasma membrane. Bases 353 to 1939 code for a protein of 528 amino acids. Gene Ontology annotation, cellular component: membrane. The transcript has 17 exons. NCBI's taxonomy places the organism in Eukaryota, Metazoa, Chordata, Mammalia, Carnivora, Herpestidae. Gene Ontology annotation, molecular function: calcium channel activity. The record is from RefSeq and is a predicted model, not a curated record.
UUGUCUCCCGGAGAGCAGGGUGUGGCUAGUGGUCCAGACGGCCACUCAGGGAUGGUCAGCCGGUCCUGAGCCGGGAGAGUGAAGCCCACUCCGCACCAUGCCUGCGGGCCGGGUGGGUUGAGGGUGCGGAACACCCCGAGACCGCAGCCCUCCGGAGGAGCUCGGAGCAGGCUUGGGGAGGUUCUUGCCGCUCCGGCUGUCAGCGCCCAGCCGCCGCCCUCCCGGCUUCACUUCCUCCCGCAGCGCCCGCCGCCCCGGGGCCCGGGAUCCCAGCGGGUCUGCAGCCCCGACCGCCACGCCCUGGCCUCUGCGCAGCGGGGCCCCAGCCAGACCCUAGCCUCCUCCCCUUAGGAUGGCCUUGCCUUCCAGCCCCCCCACUUUCAGGCUCCAGACAUUUGAUGGAGGCCAAGAAGAUGGCGCUGAGGCUGACAAAGGAAGGCUGGGCCUCGGGGAUGGGCCGCCCCCCAUGGAGUCACCAUUCCAGAGCGAGGACCGGAACUGCCCCCCUCAGAUCAAAGUGAACCUCAACUACCGCAAAGGAACAGGUGUCAGCCAGCCGGACCCAAACCGCUUUGACCGUGACCGGCUCUUCAGCGUGGUGGCCCGGGGUGUCCCCGAGGAUCUGGCUGGGUUAGCAGAGUACCUGUCCCGGACCAGCAAGUACCUCACCGACUCAGAGUACACAGGUAGGCCAGCCCUACUCCCAUGUGUACCAGCUCUCACAUUCCCUCCCCAGCACCGCCACCAAAUGGUGGUUUUGGAGCCGUUGAACAAAUUGCUUCAGGCGAAAUGGGACCUGCUCAUGCCCAGAUUCUUCUUCAACUUCCUGUGUUACUUGGUAUACACGUUCCUCUUCACCGCUGUGGCCUACCACCAGCCAGCCCUGGAGAAGGCCUUCCUCCCCCUGAAAGUGACUGCCGGAGGCUCCAUGCUGCUGCUGGGCCACAUUCUGAUCCUGCUUGGGGGCGUCUACCUCCUCGUGGGCCAGCUGUGGUACUUCUGGAGACGCCGUCUGUUCAUCUGGAUCUCGUUCGUGGACAGCUACUUUGAAAUCCUCUUCCUGAUCCAGGCCCUGCUCACGGUGCUGUCCCAGGUGUUGUGUUUCCUGGCCAUCGAGUGGUACCUGCCUCUGCUUGUGUCCUCGCUGGUGCUGGCCUGGCUGAACCUGCUUUACUAUACACGUGGCUUGCAACACACAGGCAUCUACAGUGUCAUGAUCCAGAAGGUCAUCCUACGGGACCUACUCCGCUUCCUGUUGGUCUACUUAGUCUUCCUUUUCGGCUUCGCUGUGGGCCUGGUGAGCCUGAGUCGGGAAGCCCGGGACUCCGGGGUCCCCCCAGGCCCCAAUAUCACGGAGGCAGCACAGCCUGGGGCAGGACAGGAGGAUGAGGGGGGCAGCUCAUCCCCUUACGGUGGCAUCCUGGACGCCUCCUUGGAGCUCUUCAAGUUCACCAUCGGCAUGGGGGAGCUGGCCUUCCAAGACCAGCUGCGUUUCCGCGGAGUAGUGCUGUUGCUACUGCUGGCUUACGUGCUCCUCACCUACAUUCUGCUGCUCAACAUGCUCAUCGCCCUCAUGAGCGAGACCGUCAACAGUGUCACCAACGACAGCUGGAGCAUCUGGAAGCUGCAGAAAGCCAUCUCUGUCCUGGAGAUGGAGAACGGCUACUGGUGGUGCAGGAGGAAGAAGCGGCGGGCGGGGGUGAAGCUUACUGUUGGGAGCAGGCCGGAUGGUAGCCCUGAUGAGCGCUGGUGCUUCCGGGUGGAGGAAGUGAACUGGGCUUCAUGGGAGCAGACGCUGCCGACAGUGUGUGAAGAGCCAUCAGGGCCUGGCGGCCCUGUCACUGGCACCUCGAAGAACCCUGGCCUGGCCUCCCGACCAGAGGAGGACACUGCCUCCGAGGAAGACCACCUGUCCCUCCAGCUCCUGGAGUCCCACUGAUGUCCUGCGCAGAGGCAGGACAGAGCCAGUGACUCUCUGCCAGCCACCCUAUCUGCUGGCUCUGGGGCUCCAGGGAACUUUGCUGGCAAAUAAAUAAAUAUUUUCUCAAGACUACCUCUCUGGGAAACAUUUAAGCAGAGGUAGUGGGCUCUUGGGCUGACUGACAUCUGCAGGUCUCUGUGAGCAUUUCUCCAUCCGGAACUGUGCUACUGUCACCCUCAACCAGGGCGCAGGAGACCCUUACCUGCUGCCCCCCAGCCUCAGGGCUCUUGAGUGCUGUGCCCGCUGUCAUGACAGCUGUGUGGCAGCGCAAGCUGGCCUUUCCCGAAGUUUCCAGCCAUCUCCAAGGGCCGCCGCCGUCCUAGGAUCCUGAUGUCCCCGAGGCCGGGCCCCCGUCCCCCAGACCCGCCGUGGUGAGCGCGCCACCCCCCGGAGAACUGGUCGCUGAAGCCUCAACAGUGUGCUCGAACAUCACUGUCAGAAAACGUGUCGCCCUCCGUGUUCCAGGUGGCCGACCCAUUGCUGAGCCUUCAAGCCGGGAGCAAGGCCCCUUCCUGAGGUUGCCAAUUAGGGGCUGCCAGCAUGCGAUCACUGCAUCUGAGGAUUUGAGGGAUGAUGAGUGGCCUGCCUGGAGGUUUUGAGUGCUGAGUUGAAGACCGGUGCUGAGCAGUGUGGAGUUGAAGCCGGCGGUGGCACAGCUCAGCCCAAGUAGAGGCGGCCUUCCCAGAGGGCCGGCAGCGGCGCUGCAGCAGGGGCAGAACGGGCAGACCGGAAGUUCCGAGGACCAGUGACCACCACCAGCUUGGGCCGAAGAACCUAGGCUUUAGUAGUUGGUGUGGAAACAGCACUUACCUGGUGCCGAGCUUGAGAGCCGCUCUGUUGCCCGCAGUAGAGCUAACACAAGCGUUCACAGUGUUUUUCUAAGUAGGCACUGUUGGUGUCCUUCAUGAGUUUUCUAAUUUAAAUAUUACUUCUAGCUCUCCCUUG